Messenger RNA from Spea bombifrons (plains spadefoot toad), 5412 nucleotides. RefSeq names its product SET domain containing 1A, histone lysine methyltransferase (gene SETD1A). NCBI's taxonomy places the organism in Eukaryota, Metazoa, Chordata, Amphibia, Anura, Pelobatidae. Gene Ontology annotation, cellular component: Set1C/COMPASS complex. The transcript is spliced from 18 exons. The record is from RefSeq and is a predicted model, not a curated record. The coding region runs from base 79 to 5235 and encodes 1718 amino acids. Gene Ontology annotation, molecular function: RNA binding; histone H3K4 methyltransferase activity; protein binding.
CACAGAGAGGGAUCCUGGGGGAGAGACUGCGAGAGACAGCCGGGAACACAGAGAGACAGCCAGGUCCGAUGUCCCCUGAUGGAGCCCGAGGGCGAGAGUCACAGAGCGGCCGGCUUCCAGUGGAGGAGUUACAAGCUGCUGCUGGACCCCGCUCUGUGCCGAGCGACGCAGAAGAUUUACCGCUACGAUGGAAUCCACUUCAAUAUCGCUGAUGGGACAUUCCUUCCAGAGGGGGAUGUGCGGGACCCCCGAAAACACAGACUAUGGAGCAAGCCGCGCGAUGUGUGUCUCCCUGUCCCGAAAUUCAAGCUGGAUGAGUUCUAUGUGGGGCAGCUCCCCCAGAAGGAAGUCACGUUCGCUCAUCUCAAUGACAACGUGCGGGAGCCCUUCCUGGCCGAAAUGUGCCGCAAAUACGGAGACGUGGAGGAGGUGGAGAUCCUGCUCCAUCCUAAAAACCGCAAACACUUAGGACUUGCCAAAGUUCUCUUCUCAAGCUCUCGGGCAGCCAGGGAAACUGUUACCCACCUUCACAACACGUCGGUGAUGGGCAACGUCAUCCAUGCAGAGCUGGACCUCCGAGGGCAACAGCGGCAGAAGUACUUCGAUAUGAUUGUAAGCGGUUCGUACACCCCUCAGACAGUCCCAACGAGUGCGAUGUGGGCGACGGAGCGACUGCAGCCGGAGCAGGUGGAUUCCCGACGCCGCGUGUCCAACGACUCCCCCUUCCCACCUGGAAAUGGGACUCCUUCAUCUCAGGACCCAGGCUCGGCGUACAGCCAGUAUACCCCUUCCCUGUCCUCCACGCAGGGUACCCCAUACACUCCCAGAGGCGGCACCCCCUACUCUCAGGACUCCGCGUACUCCAGCAGGCAGGGGACCCCCAGCCAUUCCACUUCCCAGGACUCCUCAGGAUACAAGUCCCGGCGCCAGGAGAACAGCUCUGGGGACUCGUACUCCCGGCGCUCCGGCCACCGCUACUCCCCGGCUUCGUCCUCCUCUGCAUCUUCUUCCUCGCAGCACGAGAGCGGCCACCGGCGCUAUCACCGGCACCAACACCACUCCUCCCCGCAGUCCUCGUACCGCUCAUCCCGCCACAGGAAGCCUCCCCUGCCCCCCGAGGAGCCGCCGCUGCACCGCUUUCCUGGGACGCCACCUCUACCCCCGCCGCCUCCCCCGCCCCCUCCCGACGACCACCAAUCUGACCGCGAUUACCGCCUGGCCCACCCACCUCUCCCUCCCCCAGCGCACAGCGCUACCUUAGUACUUCCUCCUCCUCCUCCAACAGAGGGCUGGGAGCCCCCGCCGCCGCCACCACCACCCCUUCCGGCAUCCUCUCCACCCCCGUCCCCCGCACGCUCCUGCUCUCCGCUUCCUGAUGGCGUUUCCGAGAGUCUCCCCUUUACCCAGCAUAGCAGCAGCCUUGAUUCCCGCAUCGAGGCGCUCCUGAAGGAGCAGCGCUCCAAGUUCUCCUUCCUGCCCUCGGACACGGAGGAGGACGACGAGGAGCCGGCGGCGGGCGCUGCACAGGAGGCCAUGGCCGUGGAAGAAGCUCCUCCUCCGCCGGCACAUGGUCCCUACACCCCUCCCCCGCCCGUCAGCUUCGAGGAUGUGUCGGCUGAAGCCAUCUUGAGGUUGGGAGACAUUGGCCGGACGGCGAACGGGCAGGACCGGCUGUCGUCCGGAGAGGACAUGGAAAUCUCCGACGAAGAGGUUAACAUGGAGAUUCCCGGAGCUUCAGGACUCCCGUAUCCCCUUCUCUCCCACCUUGGGGGCGCGGGGGCCACUUACCCCUCACAGCCCCUCCCAUCUCCUCUUUUACCCCUGCCGCCCCACCACCAGGCGCCCUCCACCUACCCACUUCUACCUACGGCAGCCAGGGCGCGGCUGACUGAGCAUGGCGCUCGCCCCUCCACCCCUCCUCUGGAUCCCGCCGGCGCUUCCUCCUCGGCCUCGUCGGCCCCCCACAUCUAUGACUUUGUGAACUCCAUGGAGCUGGUGAGCCGGCUGGGAAACCAGUGGGGAGGAACCUCCAUGUCCUUCCAGAUGCAGACGCAGAUGCUCAGCAGACUCCAGCAGAGCAGGCAAGGCAAAGGGCAGCCUUUCGAGGAGCCGUACCCACCGCCCCUGCUCCCUCACCCGCUCCGGCACCGCCAGCCCCACCCCCCUCCUCUCAUGUCGGAGCAGGUCUACGGAGCCGUCUACCCUCCCUUCCCCUCCCAGCAGCCCCAGCCCUUAUUGCCCCCUAGAGAUUUUUCCGCCAGGACAGGUCGAGGCGGCGGGCAGGAUCCCCGACCUCCGGGCUGGACACCAGGGGGGGACCCCCACGCCUCGACGGUCAUCAGCGUGCUGUCUGCGCUUAUCCAGGAGAUGAAGAGCACUAUGCAGAGAGACCUGAACCGGAAAAUGGUGGAGAACGUGGCGUUCAGCGCCUUCGAUGAGUGGUGGGAGUGCAAGGAGGAGAAGGCGAAGCCUUUCCAGAACGCGCCCAAGCCGCCGCCGCGGGAGGAGGACAAGGAGAAGACUCGACCCAAGGACCCUGGGCUGCUUUCGCUGGUGGACUGGGCCAAGAGCGGGGGUGCGGAGGGGUUCGGAUUUGGAGCAGGGCUCAGGGGGGCUCUCAGGCUACCCUCCUUCAAGGUUAAGAGGAAGCAGCAGUCGGAGAGCGAAGAUGGGGAGGAGAAGAGGCCUCGGCCGUCCACGCCGCCCGAGGAGGAGGAGGACGGUGAGUUUUCUUCGCGUUCCGCGAGUGUCGGGUCGGACCCUUCGUGCGCUUAUCAUUCUCCAAUCACGUAUCCCGCUGCAGAGAGAGAGAAAGCCGCGCGCUCGGACCCCCGCGCAGGAGCGAAGCCCACCCCCAGGGAAGGCGGCAGGGUGAAGCACAAACGCCGGAAGCACUUCCACCUGGACAGCGAGGGAGAGGAGGCCUCCGAGGAGUCUGCUUUGGAGAAGGACGAUGAAGAUGAAAUGAGUGACAAAGGAGCGGAAUCUGAAGACGACGUUUCUCCUCUCUCCAAGCUCUCCUCCAAGAUCGCGUCGGAUGACGACAGCGACAGCUCCAGCGAAUCGGAUAGCAGCAGCUCUUCCUCCUCGUCCUCUUCUUCAUCCUCGUCCUCCUCGUCCUCCUCACCAUCGUCCUCCCCGGCCUCCUCCGACGACGAGGAGGAAGAACAAGACGAGCUCCAGAAACUGCCGGAUGCUGCCGAGCCGUCCGUGGCCCCCAGCCCACCGCAAGCAGAAGCUCAGCCCGUCUCAGCGAAAGAGCAGCCGCGGGAGAAAUCUCCCGUUCUGUCGGUGAAGGAGGAACCGGCCCCGGUAACGGCUCCCGCUCCUGCCCCGCCGUCCAAACCGUGUGCCCCUCCGUCUCCCCCUCUGCAGCUGCUCCCCCCGCCGAAGAAGAGACGCAAAACCGUGUCCUUCCAGCUCGUUCCGGAGGCCGCGGAGAGCAAACCCCUCAAUCACCAGCUCCUGGAGAAACCCGCCGCCGAACUGCCCCGCAGCCCACCAAAGCAGCCCAAAGAGGAGCCCCCCGAGCCCGUGGACCAGGCUCCGGUCCCGUCUCCCAAGGCUCCUCCAAGCCCAUUGAAUAAGAUUCUCGGCAGCCUAAAACAAGAGCCGGCGCCGCUGCCCCCCCCAGCCAAGGAAGCGUCUCCCCAGAAGAAAGAGCCGGAGCGCUUUACGGUUCUCAACCUUCCGUGGGACCACGCGUGUCUGGUGCGGUGCUACCCGCCGCGGGGGGAGCGGGAGGAGGCCGCGCAGGAAGACGGCGUGGAGGACGGCGAUGAAGAGAUGGAAGAGGAGGUCCGAGCGGCGUCCCUUCCCGAACCACCCAGGCAAGAGGCGCAGAAGCCCCCCGUGGCUCCAGAACCUCGCGAGCCCGAAAGGACAGAACCCGCGGAGGACGCGCUGCUUGCCCCGGUUCGGCAGAUCCUGCUUGAGCACAGUUAUGCCUCCAUCCCGGCCAACCUGAAACUGCCCUCCAGGAGGCAGAGGGCAUUAUCGGUGGAAGAGAGACCCAGCGAGCUGCUGCACGUGGACCUCGGGCAACCGGUUCUGGAGGCACCGGAGGAGGUGGUGUGCAUAGGCGGUGGCGCAGGGGCCGGCGGGGAGGGCAACACGGGACUGCUGGAGGUAGGAGAUCUGCAACUAACCCCCUCCAAAAAGACCGACGAGGCUCCUGCUGCCCUCGGCCACGAGGAGCCAAAGAGCAGGACUCGGAAACCGCAACCGGUGAAAGAGGCCGAACCCGGCGAGGUGACCUCCGACGAGGACGACGACGACCCGGAAACGUGGGCUCCCACCCGGCAGCUGCGCUCCCACCGGAACAGACGCCCCCCGCCUCUCCUCUCCCCCCCGCGCUACGACAUACGCAGCGAGUUCGAGCAGAUGACCAUUCUGUAUGAUAUAUGGAACACGGGACUGGACUGCGAGGACAUGGUCUACCUCCGGGACACGUAUGAGAGGCUCCUGCAGGAGGAUCACAGCACGGACUGGCUCAACGACACGCACUGGGUGCAUCACCCUAUCACCAACAUUGCGGAUCCCAAACGGCGAAAGAACCGCCAGGACGGCCUGCGGGAGCACCAGACGGGCUGCGCGAGGAGCGAGGGCUACUACGCCAUCAGCAAGAAGGACAAAGACAAAUACCUGGACGUGUUCCCCGUGUCUGCGCAGGAGCUCGACGCCGACACGCAGGGCACGAACCGCGUGCUGUCGGAGCGCCGCUCGGAGCAGAGACGUCUUCUCAGUGCCAUCGGCUCGUCCGCCCUGCUGGACAGCGACCUGCUGAAGCUCAACCAGCUGAAGUUCCGGAAAAAGAAGCUCCGCUUCGGCCGCAGCCGCAUCCACGAGUGGGGUCUGUUUGCCAUGGAGCCCAUAGCUGCCGAUGAGAUGGUGAUCGAGUACGUGGGGCAGAAUAUCCGGCAGAUGGUGGCGGAUAUGAGAGAGAAGAGAUACUCGCAGGAAGGCAUCGGCAGCAGUUAUCUGUUCCGCGUGGAUCAGGACACCAUCAUCGAUGCCACCAAGUGUGGAAACCUGGCGCGAUUUAUUAACCACUGCUGCACGCCGAACUGUUACGCCAAAGUGAUCACCAUCGAGUCCCAGAAGAAAAUCGUCAUUUACUCGAAGCAGCCGAUUGGGGUGAACGAGGAGAUUACCUACGACUACAAGUUCCCCCUCGAAGAGAACAAGAUCCCCUGCCUGUGCGGGACGGAGAACUGCAGGGGGGCGCUGAAUUAACCCCCUCCCCCGACAGACCCCGGCUCCGCAUGGGCCCGACCCCUGCCGUGGCCUGCAGCACUGACCGCGAGGAACGCCGGGGCCGCCACGGGCCCCUGGGAGCCAGGACUGAGAUCUCGGUGGGAUUAGCGGUGCGCGGCGGAGCCGUGAAUCAGACGAGCGGCACUUUAACCCCUG